AGGGAAAAAGAGUGAGAAGGCUGCAGAGAGACGAAAAAGGCAAGAACGGAGACAGGAGGAGAGAGGGCGACAGGGCCGAGUGGGCACCGAGGCCUUAGCCCGGGUGAGCUUCUGGUGGGGUUUUGGAGUGGGUUUUUCGAGGCUGGCACUCACGUUCCUUGGGUCAGGAGUGAGGAGAGCCAAGUUACUAUGCGGUGAAAGAGCCUGGCAGAGAUAUAUGUAAAUCAGGGCUGCUUGCGCCCCAGAGCCGCUCAAUCACGCCCCUGGAAGGAGAAGCAACAAGCUCCUAGCCAGCAAGCUACAGAGGGUGGCGGCGUCGCGGGGGAGGGAGCGGCUGCAGGAAGGGGUGUGGAGAGUGGGAACCUCACACCCUCACACCUAGUCCCCAGUGCCCUGAGCCGGGACUCCCCCCUCCGCUCCCCGCUUCUUUCCCUUCCCCCUUCCUCCCCCUUCCUCCUCCUUCCUCCCCCUCCCUCCUCCUCCCCUCCGUCCUCGGUCCGCGUACUUAAAGCGGCGCGGGCGGGCGGCCCAACCGGGCGGUGGCAGAUGCACCCAGCAGUGGCAGCCACCGGCAGCACACAGGUGACCCAGUCUGCGGAGCAGCCUAGUCGGGGGGCGCCCAGGGAGAUCUGGCUGGAGAGCGAGGCCAGAUCCGCCCCCAACGCGCGUGUCUCGGCGCCAGGAGCCGUCCCGGGGCGUGUUGGCGAGCACUGAUAUAGAUAUAAGGACAUUUCUCUCCAUGGCGUCACGUGACAUAAUUACCACCAGAAUCAAUCAAGAUGAAUUGCACGUCAGCGCCCGGUGGGGAUUUUUGCUUAGUUGAUCCUGGCCCAAGCCUCUUGUGCAAUCAAUGGCUCAGGUUGGCGGCGCGGGGAGCGGCCCGGGGCUCGCCGGUGCGCACGCCGCGGAGCCAUGAAUGACUUUGACGAGUGCGGCCCGAGCGCAGCCAGCAUGUACCUGCCCGGCUGCGCCUACUAUGUGGCCCCGUCGGACUUCGCCAGCAAGCCAGCGUUUCUGUCGCAACCGUCGUCCUGCCAGAUGACUUUCCCCUACUCUUCCAACCUAGCGCCGCACGUCCAGCCGGUGCGCGAGGUGGCCUUCCGCGACUACAGCUUGGAGCGCGCCAAGUGGCCGUAUCGCGGAGGCGGCGGCGGCGCUGGGGGCGGUGGCGGCGGGGGCGGCCCCGGCGGGGGCGGUGGCGGCGGCGGCGCGGGGGGCUACGCUCCCUACUACGCGGCAGCGGCGGCCGCGGCGGCGGCGGCGGCGGCAGCGGAGGAGGCGGCCAUGCAGCGCGAGCUGCUCCCGCCCGCGGGCCGCCGGCCGGACGUGCUCUUCAAGGCGCCGGAGCCCGUGUGCGCCGCGCCGGGGCCGCCCCACGGCCCUGCGGGUGCCGCCUCCAACUUCUACAGCGCCGUGGGCCGCAACGGCAUCCUGCCGCAGGGCUUCGACCAAUUCUACGAGGCCGCGCCCGGGCCCCCGUUCGCCGGGCCGCAGCCCCCGCCGCCGCCCGCGCCGCCACAACCCGAGGGGGCUGCCGACAAGGGAGACCCCAAGACCGGGGCAGGUGGCGGUGGGGACAGUCCCUGCGCCAAGGCGACCCCCGCCUCGGAGCCGAAGGGGGCGGCAGAAGGCGGCGGGCGUGACGGCGAGGGGCCCCCGGGGGAGGCGGGGGCUGAGAAGAGCGGCACAGUGGCCCCCCAGCGGUCCCGGAAAAAGCGCUGUCCCUACACCAAGUACCAGAUCCGAGAACUGGAACGCGAGUUUUUCUUUAACGUGUACAUAAACAAAGAGAAAAGACUCCAACUCUCUCGGAUGCUCAACCUCACUGACCGGCAAGUCAAAAUCUGGUUCCAGAAUCGCAGGAUGAAGGAAAAGAAACUGAACAGAGACCGUCUGCAGUAUUUCACUGGAAAUCCCUUAUUUUGAGAGCUCCAGGAAGCACUCCUCUCCCAUGACCCCCGCUCACUCACUCUCCUCUCUACCAGCCUGCCCCCGGCAGGCCCAGUGUCCUUGGGUUUAAUGACGCCUCUUCUCUGUGGAACUCCACCAUUCCUUCUCACGAUCAACUCGGGACCUCCCAGCGACCACUGCUACCUGCGGACCAGGCCCGGGACUUGGCCCAACGGAUCCUAAUAAGGGGAAAAUGGUAAAUGCAAACGUCCCUUUACAAUUUUACCGCCAAUGUGCUGUUGUUUUCCCUCCCUGUCCAGGUCCCGGUGGGGACGCUGUGGGAUCUGCAGAGAGUUAGGCCUGGGCGGCAAGGCACUUGCUUUUGUUCUGAGUGUAAGGGACCCUGUCUUUCUCCCUUGGUGAAUGCAGAUUAUUUAAACUCUGGGAAUGUGUACAUUUGGUCUGUCGUGUCAAGGCAUGAGUCACUGUCUUUUGUGUGAAUAAAUGGUUUCUAGUAAAAUGGAGGUUACAGCUUCAA
This is a messenger RNA of Phyllostomus discolor (pale spear-nosed bat), 2428 nucleotides long. RefSeq names its product homeobox D11 (gene HOXD11). Gene Ontology annotation, biological process: anatomical structure development; regulation of transcription by RNA polymerase II. Gene Ontology annotation, molecular function: DNA-binding transcription factor activity, RNA polymerase II-specific; RNA polymerase II cis-regulatory region sequence-specific DNA binding. The record is from RefSeq and is a predicted model, not a curated record. Gene Ontology annotation, cellular component: nucleus. Lineage: Eukaryota; Metazoa; Chordata; Mammalia; Chiroptera; Phyllostomidae.